AUGGCGGUUGAAAUGAUUGUCGAGCCCCAAUGGGUCGUGAAGAACUUUGGAAAUGUUCGUAUUCUUGACGCCACGUGGACAUUCAAGCCGAAGCCGAGCGUCGCCGAGUACGAGGCGAAAUACAAGGGCAAAUUUGGUGUGGCGAUGAACGAGCUGAAGAACGCCGAGUACUUCGCCGAGCACAUCAACGGCGCCGCGCACUUCAAUUUCGACAUCGCCUAUUAUCCGACGGACAAUGAGCGAUUCGCGUUGUACGAUCCGGAGAACUUCUCCAACUAUGUGAAGCGUCUCGGCUGCUACAAUGGCGAUCACAUAAUUAUUUAUGCGCGCGGCAAGGAUGGCGGCGUCGCGAACGCGGCGCGUGCCUAUUGGACGUUUCGAUAUUAUGGCUACACGACGGUCAGCAUUAUGAAUGGCGGUCUCGAGCACUUCAAAUUGAUGCAGGGCGUCGUGCAGAGCGGCGAGAAUAUGGUCUCGUUUGGCAAUUUUGAGGUGAAAACGACGGACGCGAGCAUUUUGGCGAAGCUCGCCGACAUUCCGUUUGACAAUCUUGCCAGCGUCAAAUAUCUCGACGCGAGAACCAAGGAGGAGUGGAGCGGCAAGGUGCCGAUUGGCUAUCCGGAAUCGACGGCCACUGGCGUGCGCUGCAAAGACGCGAUUCAUUUUCCGUUGAGCGAGGUCAUCGGACCCAAGGGAUUCAAGAAGAAGACGGAAUGCGACGCUGCGUUUGCCGCCAAGGGCAUCAAGACGGGCGACACGGUGUUCACCAGCUGCGGCAUUGGCAUCAGCGCGGCCGCGCUUUGGGUGGCGGCGGCGAGAAGCGGCAUUUGCGCCAAACUUUAUAAUGGUGGUGUUCAUGAGUUGGCGCUCAAGGCGCCGCAACAUCUUAACACCAAGUAG
Molecule: messenger RNA, 900 nt
Organism: Caenorhabditis bovis
Lineage: Eukaryota; Metazoa; Nematoda; Chromadorea; Rhabditida; Rhabditidae
Source: the annotation of a GenBank genome assembly